AACAUCAGCGAGAAUGGUAGGAAGCAAUCAGAUGUGAUAAAAAGGUCUAGAGCAAAGGGAAAUGUGUUUGGAAAUGACGGUUCCUUGUGAUGGCUCAAAGGGCUCAUGAUAAUCUAACGGGAAAGAUAUCAUUUUCCAACCUCGCUGAAGUCGAUGUCAAGUCGUUUAUUGGCCAUGAAGACGAGAUCAACUGUUGUGCAUUUUCAUCUGACUUGAAGUUUAUGGUGACCGGAUCUGAUGAUUCUGUAGUGAAACUUUGGGAUGUUGCAGAGAAUAAAGUUCAACACACUUUGAAGGGCCAUUCAGGCCCAAUUAAAGGCUGCUGUUUUUCACCCGAUAAUUUAAAAGUUGCUUCAUGUGCCUUUGACCACAAGAUUGUCAUUUGGGAUGCACAAACUGGAACAGCAAUAACUACUUUAGAGGAUCAUAGCUCAAGCGUUGAAAGCGUUGAAUUUUCACCCUGUGGACAAUAUCUUGCAUCAGGAUCCUGGGAUAAAACUGGCAUUGUCUGGAAUUUAAAGACUCGGCUUCCAGAGGUUGUAAUUGUUGGUCACCAAAGUGUCGUGCAAUGUUGCACUUUUUCACUUGAUGGAGAGACUUUGGCAACAGGAUCUUGGGAUAAAACAGUGCAGACUUGGAACAUAAGAAAAGAUUCAAAUUUGGAAAACAGGGUGUUCAAAGGUCAUAAAAGUAAUAUUAAAGCCGUGGCAUUUUCAUGUCAAAAGAUCUUGGCUUCUGCAUCGUGGGACUGUACUGUUCGUUUAUGGGAUAUCUUCAAGUCAACAUGUUUACAUAUUCUUGAUGGUCACAAUGGAUGGGUCCAGUCGUGUGCAUUCAGCAAUGAUGGCCGUUUUCUAGUGUCAGCCGCUGAUGAUAAAAUCGUUCGGAUCUGGGAUGUAGAAAGUGGUCAAAGUGUCAAGGAGUUAGAAGCACACUGCGAGGAAAUAAACGCAUGUGUUUUCACAGAUAGUGGAAACAUCCUCACAUCUGGACCACAAUACUCAACGGUCUUUUUGUAUUAAAGACCUUUUCUAUGUCACGUG
Molecule: messenger RNA, 1043 nt
Organism: Rhopilema esculentum
Lineage: Eukaryota; Metazoa; Cnidaria; Scyphozoa; Rhizostomeae; Rhizostomatidae
Molecular function (GO): protein binding
Source: RefSeq, a predicted model, not a curated record